Messenger RNA from Erpetoichthys calabaricus (reedfish), 4010 nucleotides. Its product is annotated as calpain-3-like. Bases 407 to 2788 code for a protein of 793 amino acids. Gene Ontology annotation, biological process: proteolysis; negative regulation of apoptotic process. Gene Ontology annotation, molecular function: calcium ion binding; calcium-dependent cysteine-type endopeptidase activity. The transcript has 24 exons. Lineage: Eukaryota; Metazoa; Chordata; Cladistia; Polypteriformes; Polypteridae. Gene Ontology annotation, cellular component: cytoplasm. The record is from RefSeq and is a predicted model, not a curated record.
UGUGGUUUGGGUGGGGGAAGCUUUAACGAAAAGGAACUGAACUAAAGAGCUAAUAAGCAAGAGAGAAGUUUGAAAGAUCAAGAAACAAAGCAAAGGCAUUUACGUAGAGCAACUGUCUACUAGAGUUCAGCUAACUGAAUGAAUGUAUAAUGAGUUGCAAUUGAACUACAGAGUGAGCGAUUCACAAUUGCAAAAAAUUAUCAGCCUUCUAAAGUGGCUUAACUUGCUUGGAAAUGCCCCAGAUCUACCAACAACUAUAAGAAGAGACACCGUUUUUUGGGGGAAGCUUGAUUUGACUUCUGUUGGUUAACUUCCUUCCUGACUCUUGAAGACCUAUGCUGUUUUAGGUACCUGCACUUGAGUUCAGCGUGUGAGUGUCUGAAAUCUCUCAGAAAAGAAAGCAAAAAUGAUGCCUGCCACACUUUUGCCUAACACAGAGAGUUCCCUUUUGCCUCCAGGAAGUGCUAUUCUGGAAGGGAACCCUUCAGGGACUUAUACUGCCAUCCUAAACAGAAAUCACUAUGUCAUCGACUCCCAGAAAUACAAAACCUUUCAUGAAUUGCGGGAUAAAUAUUUUAAAAAGGACAUCCUUUUUGAAGACCCUGUAUUCCCUGCAGAUGACUCUUCCCUGUUUUAUAGCCAGCAGUACCCAAUUACAUUUGAAUGGAAAAGACCACAUGAGAUUUGUGAAAAUCCACAGUUCAUAGUUGGGGGAGCCAACAGGACAGACAUCUGUCAAGGAGAUCUGGGUGACUGCUGGUUUCUGGCUGCUAUUGCCUGUUUGACUUUGAAUGAAAAGAUUCUUUAUCGAGUGAUACCACCUGACCAGAAUUUUACAGAGAACUAUGCUGGAAUUUUCCAUUUUCAGUUUUGGCGAUAUGGUGACUGGGUGGAUGUGGUCAUUGAUGACCGAAUCCCAACUUUUAACAACCAGCUGGUGUUCACCAAAUCUGCUGAACGAAAUGAGUUCUGGAGUGCACUUCUGGAGAAGGCUUAUGCAAAGCUACAUGGUUCAUAUGAAGCUCUGAAAGGAGGAAACACCACUGAGGCAAUGGAAGAUUUUACAGGUGGAGUCACAGAAUUCUUUGAGAUGAAAGAGGCCCCCAAAGACCUCUUUAAUAUUCUGAAAAAGGCUCUGGACAGGGCAUCCCUCAUGGGCUGUUCUAUAGAUGAUACAAUAUUGGGUUGCACCCCUGGUGUCCCUUCACCUGACAUGAUUGGCAAGGUGAUUGAUCAAAUGCUCAGCGAUGCCAACCUGGGGAAAAAAGCAGGCGAUCAUCCCAUAGGGUCAUUGGUUCCAGCUCGAUUUGAGACACGAACAGCUACUGGAUUGGUCAAGGGUCAUGCCUAUUCUAUCACUGGGGUGGAGGAGACACAAUACAAGGACUCCAAAGUGCGACUGGUCAGACUAAGGAAUCCCUGGGGACAGGUGGAAUGGAAUGGGCCCUGGAGUGACAAUUCCAAAGAGUGGACUAUAAUCAAAAAGAGUGAGAAGGACAGACUACAGCACCAGAUUGCGGAGGAUGGAGAGUUCUGGAUUUCAUUUGAAGAGUUUAAAAAGAACUUCACCAAGAUAGAGAUCUGUAAUUUAACCCCAGACGCCCUGGAAGAUGACAAAGUUCACAAGUGGACGGUUUCAGUGAAUGAAGGUCGCUGGGUCCGUGGAUGCUCUGCUGGAGGCUGUCGAAAUUAUCCUGAUACAUUCUGGACCAAUCCUCAAUAUCGCUUGAAGCUUCUAGAAGAAGAUGAUGACCCAGAGGACAAUGAAGUUGCUUGCACUUUUGUGGUAGCUCUUAUGCAGAAGAACCGCAGGAAAGAGAGGAAAAUGGGGGCUAAUCUCUUCACGAUUGGUUUUGCCAUCUAUGAGGUGCCCAAAGAGAUGCAUGGAAACAAACAGCAUAUGUCCAAGGACUUCUUCUUGUACAAUGCCUCCAAGGCCCGGUGCAAGUCUUACAUUAACUUGAGGGAAGUGGCGCAGCGUUUCCGUUUGACACCAGGGGAGUAUGUGAUUAUACCCUCUACCUAUGAACCUCACCAGGAAGGUGAAUUCAUCCUCAGAGUCUUCUCAGAGAAGAGAAACACGUCCGAGGAGAUUGAAAACAAGAUUGAAGCUGAAAAUCCACCGCAGAAGAAGAAACCCAAGCCCAUCGUCUUUGUCUCAGACAGAGCAAAUGUCAAUAGAGAGAUUGAAACUGAUGGCUACAUGGAGGAAGAGGAGCUGUUAAAGAAAAAGAAGCCAGCUCCAUUUUCAGCCGCAGAGGAGAGUGAGGAGGACAAGCAGUUUAGGACUAUCUUCCAGCAGAUUGCAGGAGAUGAUAUGGAGAUCACAGCCAAUGAACUGAAGAAUGUGUUGAACAGAGUGGUGGCCAAACAUAAAGACCUGAAGACGGAUGGGUUCACCCGGGAGUCUUGCCGGAGUAUGAUAGCACUGAUGGAUACAGAUGGAUCAGGGCGUUUGAACCUGCAGGAAUUCUACCAUCUUUGGAAUAAAAUCAAGCAGUGGCAGGGAAUUUUCAAACAGUAUGACAGUGACCACACCGGAACCAUUAACAGCUAUGAGAUGAGGAAUGCUGUGAAUGAUGCCGGGUUCCGUCUGAAUAACCAACUGUAUGACAUUAUCACAAUGCGGUAUGCAGAUGACAAAAUGAAUAUCGAUUUUGACAGUUUCAUCUGCUGUCUGGUGCGGCUGGAAGGGAUGUUCAGGGCAUUUCAAGCAUUUGACAAAGAUGGUGAUGGCCUGAUUAAGCUCAGUGUACUGGAGUGGCUCCAGCUCACCCUGUAUGCCUAAUUUCUAGGUGACCUUCCAUCAGUCAGACCACCACAUUUCGACAUGGCAUAGGGGACUGACCAGCCAGCCACUCAUUCAUUUUUACCUCACGUUCACAACAACAUUCUCAGUGUGUCAUGUAGGCCGCUGUAUGUCCUUCACUGGAAAGAGAGUUCCCCCGUGCUAACAGGGGCCUACCAUCAACUGGAUAGCCUUCUUGUUUGAUGUUGCACCAUUUUUAUGUUUUCAGCAUUAAGACUUGCAUGGCCCUGAAAUGCUUGUAGAGACUCUCCUAAACUCAGGUAGCUCACUACAAUUCCAGUAUAAAGGAAUCUUUACUUGGCUCACUCCCAGAGCCUACGGCCUAGACAGCUCUUAGUCCUUACCUCAUCAAAUCUUUGACUUACCAGUUGUAGACUCAGCCUGCACCUCCAACCACACAGCACCCGAAUCUUAGUGUUGACAAUUUAAAUAUCUGGCAUUCAUGACUUUUAAUACAGUUCUCUACAGACUUUAGAAAGCUAAUCAUACAGGUUUUGUCUUGUAACAUAUCUAAAGAGCUACCCCCGUGACCCUGUAGUUAGGAUAUAGCGGGUUGGAUAAUGGAUGGACAUCUAAAGAGGUUAUCUGUUAACUGGUGAGUAAUAAGUGGAGAUAGAAUUCUACAGAGACGCACAUCUUAUUCAUUUGGCCAAGCCUUCAGCUACGUAGUUCUGAUUGCAACAAACAUGCUUAUGGCAAAGAAAGUUUGCUGUUCCACAGCCUAGUUAAGGUACCACUCUCCAGGGCUUAGCUAUUUCUUUAUACCACAUUAUGCUACUCUCGGUAAACAUAUCCUGACAAUAGGCAACCUAUCCAGGCCACGCUGAGCUAAAUAUACCUUCAGAUGUAAAAAGCAGAAGGUCCUUUGAAAAUGAAAGGUUGCUGCUGCUGCUUCAGUGUGUGAUGUAAAAUACCCAGCAGUGUCACUGAGCAGUCAGUUCCGCUUACCACCACACUGAAGAGCACCUGGGCCUCACUGCCACUAAAUCCAGGCCUCACUCACCUCAUGACUUUUUGUAGGAAGCGGAAAUAAUAGCAAAAUUAUCCCGAGGUGUAAGCAUUGCUCAACAAUAAAUGUCAUUGCUCCGGUGGCCCUGGCAUGUCUGCAUUAGCAGACUUGAUUAUGCUACAUGUACAGUGAUAUGUAAAAGUUUGGGCACCCCUGAAAAAAGUACAUGUCGAGAUUUUAAGUGAUGAACAU